GCCCAGCUCGGACAAAGGAGCGCCCACAACGACUACUACAACGACGACUUCUCGCCCUGACGUCUGUUUUCCUAACCCCGUCUAGGCUGCCCCUUACCUCCACUGCUAGACCACGAAAAGACUAACUGAUCUCGGCUCUCGGGCUAAUUGCGGUCUCUUCAUCUCCAUACUCCACAAACUCGAAGCACGACAGGCCUCCCCCACGUAAUACUGACCCCAGUCCCCGGUCCCCAGUUUCCCUAGUAGGCUGGGGAUAUAUUUGUGCGGCACAGUCGAGCACUGCGAGCGUGACUGGACUUGGGGAGAGACUGAAGCGACUACCCGACCCAGCUUGGGACGACAUCGAAUGCGUAUAUGUAGCACGACCCCGUUCUUUCGUCUGGCUGGAAAUCCCUCCGUCCUGUUAUCUAGUCUUGCAGUCAGCAUUUCCCACCUCGACCCCCUUACACUACAGAAAGCCUCGGGGCUGCGUCCUCGGGCAUUUUCGUAAUACAGGAUGGGCGUCAAAGAGUUUCUGAAGAAACGGUCUCUGCGAGCGCCCGACGACAGGCGUACGAAGGCGGCUGAGCUCACGUUGCGAGAGUCGCUAUUUCCGAUAUGCCUCGUUACGGUCCUAUUUUUCCUUUGGGGAUUUAGUUAUGGCUUGCUCGACACCCUGAACAAGCACUUCCAGAACACCCUUGACAUUACCAAAUCGCGAUCCUCCGGCCUCCAAGCCGCCUACUUCGGUGCUUAUCCUCUGGCUUCGCUCGGCCACGCGAACUGGAUCCUGCGCCAUUUCGGCUAUCGAGCAACGUUCAUAUGGGGUCUCUGCUUGUACGGUAUCGGGGCCCUGAUUGCAUUCCCAUGCAUUCUGGCUAAGUCAUUCGCCGGCUUUUGCAUGGCUAUUUUUGUAAUCGGUAAUGGCCUCGGUUCCCUGGAAACUGCCGCGAAUCCGUACAUCACCGUGUGCGGCCCGCCACGGUAUGCCGAGAUUCGCAUCAACCUGUCGCAGGCAUUUAACGGAAUCGGCACCGUCGUAGCCCCCGUGCUAGGCUCGUACGUCUUUUUCACCUUCGACGACGAGACGGCUCUCAGGAAUGUGCAAUGGGUGUACCUAGCGAUCGCCAUAUUCGUAUUCGUCCUCGCCUUUGCCUUCUUCCUCUCCGACAUUCCCGAGAUCACGGACGCCGACAUGGCCUUCCAGGCGUCCGAGACGCACUCCAACGCCGACAAUCAGUCGUUCUGGAAGCAGUACCGCUUGUUCCACGCCGCUUUCGCGCAGUUCUGCUACACUGGAGGCCAGGUCGCAAUCGCCAGCUACUUCAUCAACUACGUGCGCGACACGCAACCGUUGGCAGACGACGCGACGGCGUCGCGGUUCCUGGCCGGGGCGCAGGGCGCGUUCGCCGCGGGGCGGUUCUUCGGCGUGUUCCUGAUGCGGUACGUGCGGCCGCGGUGGGUGUUCCUCGCGUUCCUGACGCUGUGCGUCGUGUUCAUCGCGCCGUCGAUCACGCAGCACGGGUGGACGGGCAUGUCGAUGCUGUACGUGACCAUGUUCUUCGAGUCGAUCUGCUUCCCGACGAUCGUCGCGCUCGGCAUGCGCGGGCUCGGGCGGCACACGAAGCGCGGGUCCGGGUGGCUCGUCGCGGGCGUGAUGGGCGGCGCCGUGGUGCCGCCGCUGACCGGCGUCGCGGCCGACGCGCACAACAACACCGCCUUCUCGAUGGUGGUGCCGCUCAUGUUCUUCGUCGCCGCGGCGUCGUACGCCAUCGCCGUCAACUUCGUCCCGGCGUACCGCGACCCCGCCGACGCCUUCUCGACGACCGAGCUCGGGCUCACCGGGGCCAGCCACCACGAGGACGAGGAAAAAGCUGGCGCCGCGGGCGUCGUCGUCACGGACGAGAAGCCGGCGAAGAAGGAGGUCGAGGCGUAGGGGUCUUGGCAGGGUUCUUCUCUGGGACGAGAGGUGGCGAGUUACACGUGUGGUUUAUUCAAGGGGGUCUACGUGUAGUCUGUUUUAUCAAAUGCACGUCUUCGCCCUGGGCCCUGGCGCUCGCCACCGUUGUAGUGGAAUGAGCACAGGGUUGGCGUUGGUAUUAGACAGUUUCUCGAAGCCAUGCCGUGAAAGGACGU
Messenger RNA from Durotheca rogersii, 2115 nucleotides. Its product is annotated as MFS general substrate transporter. Gene Ontology annotation, molecular function: transmembrane transporter activity. The coding region runs from base 497 to 1915 and encodes 472 amino acids. Gene Ontology annotation, biological process: transmembrane transport. The record is from RefSeq and is a predicted model, not a curated record. The transcript has 5 exons. NCBI's taxonomy places the organism in Eukaryota, Fungi, Ascomycota, Sordariomycetes, Xylariales, Xylariaceae.